UCUCUCUUUCUGUCUCCCUCUCAGCUCAUACAAUCAGAUUUAAAAAGAAACACACGCGAAAAUGUUACGCUACCUCAGACGUCUUUUUCUUCGACAUCUUGUCAAUUACAAACUGCUCCUGCUCUGUAGUCUGGUUGUCGUUGGUUUCUUCUAUUUUCUCAAUUCUGACAGCGUCCACGGAAAACAUCAAGUUUGGGACAUCAUCAAUACCACAGCAAAACUUAAAAACAUUCUAUCAACCAACAAGUGUAUCGUCUCCUGUCCACGGAACCAGUUUUCCUUCUAUAUCAAAUCAGGCGAAGGAAUUAAAUCGUUUCCAAUCAUAUGUUUCAACAACAAAGAGUAUGUCAGUGCCAAACUGAAGAAUGCUCACCGUGGCCUCAACGGACUCUUUAUAAAUGGCAAAACGAAAGCUGUAAUAGGGACCCGAUAUUUUGAUACUUAUAAUGAAGAUUAUUCCUUAAUCCGUUACCUGAAACGAACCUUACCAGAUGAGACAGUUGUAAUAUUCGCCAGCCAUGAUGAAAUGACAAGCAAUUUACGACAAGACUGUCGGAAUUGGCUGAGGAAAUAUGGCUCCAACUUAAUAGACAAGGCAAAUUUUCGUGAUAACUUCAUUAUGAUAGGACAACGUGGUUUGAAGUCAGGAAAUGCUAUAGAAUUUUUGAAGAGUAACAAGAGGAAUUUUGCUGGUGCCAUUGAGAAAAGUGGAUGCUUUGAUAUGCCCAUGGGUCCCAUCCAACCAGUCCCCUCGGUUGUGACAGAAAUACUAACAGGAGGAAAAAUUUUACAUGGAGAGAGUAUAGCAAACUGUGGCAUGGAAAAUGUUUGCCCAGACGACUCUUUUUCAGUCCAUCUUUACACUGGGAAGGAGAACCUGGACUAUCCCAAAAUAUGUGCCGAUGAAAGAUUAUUAAUGGCGAAGGGGCUUAAUCAUGCUGGUCGUGGAAUGAACAUUGUAGUGUAUGAUCCCCAGGCCAGGAAAGUGAAGUAUGUGGCCAACUUUGAUACUUACAAAGAAGAUAGUACAGAUUUCGAAAUAUUUCUCGAAGAAUUACCAACUUCUUUUAUUAUCAUGGUUGUUGUCUGGGAUGAUGCUGCCAUCAAGCUCGGUCAAAAUGCUAGACAGCUUUUGAAUGAUUAUGGUAGUAGUAUGAUCCAAAAUCUCAAAUUUCGAGAUGUUUGGUAUUUCAUCGGACAGAAGAAAAUCGAAGGCUUCUCAACAUUCGAACAGAUUAGUUACGCCAAGCCUGACAGUGGAUGGCCAAGCAGUCUACAGUUGUUUGCUUGUGUUCCAUUUAAAAUGCAAGGAACAAAAGUAAGACCUGAUCCAAUGGCCUACAGAAAUGACCAGAGGCGAGAAUUUUGUGCCAAAUAUGAAGGAUAUGUGGACUUCUGUGACAUUGGCCAUAUUGAUGACAUUAUCAAGCCUGUAUCACUUGUCUAUAGCAACUUCAAGGGACAUAAGAUAUUCUCAACCCCAAUUGUUAUUAUACCAGGUAUUAACCAUAAUGCUGUGGUGAACACAUUCCAAACCAUUAUCAUGCAGUGUGGUUUGAACCCCAAGAUGGUUUUGGUUUGCUGGGAUGAGAAAUUCCAGGAAUAUUCUGAACUGGCUGAACUCUUUGGUUUCCAGAAUCGGUCCCUGACUAGCAGCACUAAAUAUACAGAUGUUAUGAUGAAAGCCAUUGAUAUGGCCUGGAAUGUAUUCCCAGACAGCAGGAACUCUACCAACCGUGUUGUUCGACUGGAGCGUGUUGUCCGACUGGCACGUGAUGUCCGACUGGAGUGCAACUGGAGUCCGACUGGAGAGGAGCGUGAGUGCUUAACGACAUUCCAGAUGGCAAGUGCUCACUCGCGGUCUUUGCAUGACAGCACAGCAGCUCCGUCCGGUGGACGGGCUGGGAAAGAAAUGCGUCCGACACAUACAGUAUCACAUCUAUUUACCGGCAACGAACGUCAUAUGCCCAGUCCUGUUCCUCAGCGGAUUUCUACUGCAGAUGAAGCACCUCAUCAGUGGGACAUGUCCCUCCAGCAAAGAGUAGAAGAGCAGACGCUCCAGUUCAGAAAAGAGGACAGGAGAACAGACCGGGCUCACUAUACUCAAUUGUUGGGAUUAGGUGACCAUUCCACAUAA
Octopus sinensis (East Asian common octopus) is the source of this 2137-nucleotide messenger RNA. RefSeq lists its product as uncharacterized. The transcript has 21 exons. NCBI's taxonomy places the organism in Eukaryota, Metazoa, Mollusca, Cephalopoda, Octopoda, Octopodidae. The record is from RefSeq and is a predicted model, not a curated record. The coding region runs from base 62 to 2137 and encodes 691 amino acids.